AUGGCUGUGCAAGAGGUAGCGACUCUUCUUCCGAUCCAACCUCCCAAACUGGCCAGAGACGUAACUGAAGGCAGUCUCGAAGACGUUCAGCCAUGGAGCGAGCCUCGCUUCAUCGUGCAGUCGCCGUACAACGAGCUCCGGCACCAGCUGGACUUGACCACGCUUGACUAUGAGAAUGCGCUGCUGGCGAAGGCGCUGAGUACUCUCGACGCGACUCGAGAGGACUAUGCCGUUGCGUCGUACAACGUCUCGUUCAACUGGUCAGAUGUCAUGGCCCGUCUCAAAGCGCUCGUCAGCGUAUACGGCCAGCCGUAUCGGAAUGCCACUUUUUACAUCGUCGCAUUCCGCUCGCAGAUCAAGCCCAGUACCGACUACAGCCACCUGGGCGAGCUCGACAAGGCUGCUCAUCUCGAGGCGGUCGAAAGUGGCGGGUUUCUCAAGUACUGGUUUGGCUCCCCGGACUCGGAGCUGCGUAACUUGGCCACAUGCCUUUGGCGUUCCAAGGAAGAUGCAGUUGCUGGAGGUCGCGGCCCCGCUCACAGAAAGGCGGCCAUGUCAACCCGGUCGUUGUACGCGUACUGGAAAAUCGACCAGCACCGUCUCACCAUCCGCAACAACGCUGAAGCUUGGGAGAUCGUUCCUUGGGUCGACGAUGCUUGA
Molecule: messenger RNA, 660 nt
Organism: Cordyceps fumosorosea ARSEF 2679
Lineage: Eukaryota; Fungi; Ascomycota; Sordariomycetes; Hypocreales; Cordycipitaceae
Product: UPF0643 protein
Exons: 2
Coding region: 1-660 (219 amino acids)
Source: RefSeq, a predicted model, not a curated record